ACGACAACUCUGGCAAAAUUUCUCUAUCUGUAUCUCUCCUAUUUAAGCAAGAACAUCUGAUAAGGACGGGUUUGUUCAAAAUGUCUGUCGUUACUUACGUGAUUACGUGCUUUGCUGCGGGCAUACUUGUUGCCCGAGGGUGUGAGGACGGCUUCGUGAAACACCGUGAGAACUGCUACCACUUCAGCCACGAUACGGAGACCUGGAUCAACGCUCUGACGGCGUGCAGGGUGAUUUACAAUUCUCAGCUUGUGGAGAUUGUGGACCCUGGAGAGAACGCAUUCCUCGUCAACGAGUCCACGCUACGGCACAUGGAGUACUGGAUAGGAGCAGACGACCUGCGGGUGGAGGGGGAGUGGAUGUGGGCAACUUCCGGUGACCAGGUGUCAAACAGGACUUCCGGCAACAGGAUGUUCAUUAGCAACAGCGCCAACAACGAGAAUUGUCUGGAAAUAAAUGCUGGCAGCUGGAACGAUGAUCGCUGCGAUAAGAGUCAGCACUACAUUUGCCAGAAAUCGGUCCAGGAUCCCACAGUGGUCGGAUAAACGAAUCGAAAACAAAAUUUCGAUUCAGAACCCAGAUGAAUGCAUAGCACCUUCGCUUCACCGACUUGAUGUUAUACAACAGAAACACAAUAUUCUAUUAAACUUGCAACUUGAA
Molecule: messenger RNA, 660 nt
Organism: Dreissena polymorpha
Lineage: Eukaryota; Metazoa; Mollusca; Bivalvia; Myida; Dreissenidae
Product: perlucin-like
Exons: 5
Coding region: 81-545 (154 amino acids)
Source: RefSeq, a predicted model, not a curated record